Molecule: messenger RNA, 1746 nt
Organism: Pseudomassariella vexata
Lineage: Eukaryota; Fungi; Ascomycota; Sordariomycetes; Amphisphaeriales; Pseudomassariaceae
Product: major facilitator superfamily domain-containing protein
Exons: 3
Coding region: 105-1697 (530 amino acids)
Biological process (GO): transmembrane transport
Molecular function (GO): transmembrane transporter activity
Source: RefSeq, a predicted model, not a curated record
CGCUCGCAGAGCACGCCUUAUACUUAUCACAACCACUUUAUCCACCAAAACUGAGGUUGCGAAGCUGAUUCUGGGGUUUCGCUCCCACACGUAUCCGCUACAACAUGGCCUCCCAAACCCGCGAAACCCGGUCCGACAGCAUCGGCACCAAGCCCGACGACGACCAUGUCGAAAACCCCUCCCAAGCCCCCGAGAAAACACCAGACGGCCGCCGCGAGCUUAGGGAAGCCGACGAGUACGCCAACCUGGGGUAUAGCUUCCCGACCUGGCGCAAGUGGCAGAUUCUAACCGUCAUGUUCCUCAUCCAAAUCAGCAUCAACCUCAACGCCAGCCUCUACGCCAACGCCGUCGAUGGCGUGUCGGAGAAAUUCGGCGUCUCCAAGCAAGCGGCCCGCGUCCCGCAGCUCACCUUCCUCUGCGCGUACGCCUUCGGCUGCGAGCUCUGGGCCCCCUGGAGCGAGGAGCUGGGACGUUGGCCCACACAGCAACUCAGUUUGUUGCUCGUGAAUAUUUGGCAAUUUCCAUGCGCAUUCGCACCAAAUUAUGGGACGUUAGUCGUCUGUCGUCUGCUAGGCGGGCUUUCCACCGCCGGCGGAUCAGUGACGCUGGGUGUGCUAGCCGACAUGUGGGAGCCCGACGACCAAGAGUAUGCCAUCGCCUUCCUGGUCCUCUCCUCGGUUGGCGGAUCCGUAGUCGGCGCCGUCGUGGGCGGCUUCGUUGAGGAGAUGCAGCCGCUGCCUUGGAUCUUUUUUACGCAGCUCAUCGCCGGCGCUGCUGUUCAGUUCAUGCACCUGGUCCUCGUGCCCGAGACGCGGUCUACCAUGAUUCUGGACCGGCUAGCCAAGAAGCGCAGAAAGGCAGGCGAGGACGUCUGGGGGCCCAACGAGGUCAAGAAUGAGAGGAUGCGCUUUAAGGAGGUCAUGACUGUCUGGGUUCGGCCGUUUUAUAUGCUCUUUACCGAGCCCAUCGUUGCUUGGCUGUCGGCUGUGAGCGGGUUUAGUGACAACCUCAUUUUUAUCUUUCUUCAGGGGUUCCAGCCUGUUUAUAAGCAGUGGGGUUUUGGGACGAUUGGCAUCAGUCUGGCAUUCUUACCUCUCCUCAUCGGCUACUUCCUCGCCUACCUCUCUUUCCUACCUUCCAUCCACAUGUUCCGCCAACGAAGACGAAAGAAUGGAUCCGAUUCCGUGACCCCUGAAGCUCGUCUCUGGUGGCUGCGAUACGUAAUCCUCCUCGAACCCAUCGGCCUUAUAGGCUUCGCCUGGACCUCCCUCGGCCCCUCCCGGGGCAUCCCCUGGAUCGUCCCCAUGAUCUUCUCCAGUCUUGUCGGCAUAGCCAACUACUCCAUCUACCAAUCUUCCAUCGACUAUACUGUCGCUGCGUAUGGUGUCUACGCCGCUUCGGCAACAGGAGGAAACGACUUCGCCCGCGACUUCCUCAGUGGCAUUGCCGCGAUUUACUCAGCCCCUAUGUACGAGAACAUCGGCAAGGACCACCCGCUCGAAUAUGCCAGCACAAUAUUGGCGAUCAUUGCGGUUUUCGUCACGGCGCCUGUGUUUCAUUUCUAUAAGAAGGGUCCUGAGAUUCGGAUGCGUAGUAAGUUUGCGAGUGAGAUUGCCAAGGCAAGGGAAGAGGGGAGAGGGGGGAGGCCGAAGAAUGAAGGGGAGAAACCUGCGUUGCCGGGUCAUGAGCAGGUCUGAUAAUAGGCCAAUUUUUGUCCUGUUGUUUACCGUCAUGUGGAGGGGUCCU